AUGGCACCUGGUAAAGUCUCUAAGCCCUCUCGAAGUGAUGCUAAACCAAAGGUUACGAAACAACCUCCAAAGAAAGUGAAGAAAUCGGUUAAAGUGCUGUCCAAAGAUGUUAACUAUUCGUUAUGCAUUCCCACUACGCUUUUAAGCCAUUGCAAGAAUCUAGAACAGGUAACCUAUACCGUUUAUCAAGUGGCAAAGGCAGCUACGAUGUUUAAUGUGGGGGAAAUUGUGGUAUUGGAUCUGGGUACAACCUCAGGGACCACCAAAGAGAAGAAAUUAUCGGAUUCCAUGCUAAUUGCAUCUCUCUUACAGUAUUUUGUUACACCGCCAUAUUUGGUUAAUACGGUCUUCAAGCAAAAGUACUUAUCCUAUUUCAGAGAAGCUUGCAAACUACCAAGAUUACCAUCACUACCGUUCAUGAGGUAUUUACAAGCAGAUGAAGGCCGUUAUAGAGAAGGGUUGGCCAUUAGAAUGUCGAAACCUGGUACGCAGGGAAAGAAGACUAAAGAGUUCAAACAGACCAAAUAUGUGAAUGUGGGGAAAUCGGAGGCAUUAGAAUUGAAAGCGCAACUAGUACCGGCAAACGUUCGUGUCACCGUCGAUGUGGUGGAACGUAAGGUGGUUUCACCUAAGGAAGCCUAUGGUGACUUUGUUGGGGCUCAAUCUUCGUAUGGAUACCAAGUACGUAUUGCCAAAAAUUUUGGUGAUGUUUUCAUGGAGAGUGCCUUUGCAGAUGGAUAUUCUCAAGCGCUUUGGGUCAAUUGUGACGAUUACUACUACAACGAAGAGAAACAACGCAAGCUGCUGCCCUUUGUGGACAGGAUAGUACGACCUGAAACAGCAUCCCAAAAUGUUUCCAAUGUACUAUUAGUCUUUGGUAAGUGGAGGGACGUGCAAAAGAGUUUUACAGCAUCGAAGGACCAGUUCGAGGGCGUGGAGGGGGCCCAUCAAUUUUUCGAUGGUCAAGUGGGUCUUCCUGGUGGACUUGAAGGUUGUAUACCGAUCCAAGACGCCUGCAUGGUGUCAUUGGCGGUUGCUAAAAAUUUGGUCAAGUAG
This is a messenger RNA of Zygosaccharomyces rouxii, 1056 nucleotides long. RefSeq names its product RNA methyltransferase. The transcript has a single exon. Bases 1 to 1056 code for a protein of 351 amino acids. NCBI's taxonomy places the organism in Eukaryota, Fungi, Ascomycota, Saccharomycetes, Saccharomycetales, Saccharomycetaceae. The record is from RefSeq and is a predicted model, not a curated record.